AUGGAAAAAGAUAGUGAACUGAAGGCAUCGAUUCCAGGAUCUAGGCAAUUGAAUCUGAAAAAAUCAUUCAAGCGUGCAUUACAUUCCUUAUUAACUGCUUGCCCCAAAGAGGAAUUUUGUAAGGCUUUUCCAAGUUUUACUGCAGCAGAACACGAACGCCUCCACAGGCUGUUCAUUCAGGUGAUCAAUUCUUUGCAUGAAGAUAUAGAGGAAGAAUUCGAGUCUAUAUGUCUUGAGACACAGGCUGCAACGGUUCUUGACAAUGUAGAGGAACUCGUGGAAGAACAUAGUCUGGAUCCUCUACUUUCUGAGAAGAGUAAUGUUGGAGAAACUGCACAAAAUUUGUCCGAAACAAAGAAGAACGAACUCCACUACCUGACGGGGAUUUUGCGAAAGGCAGAAGAACAGAAGCGUGAUAUCAGUGCUCGUCUUGAACUCCUAAAGAGGGAAAAGCACGACUUCUCUGGUGCUAAGAACCUUCUUGCUGAGUUAAGGACUGGGAUAUUGAACUAUGAGAAUGGCCGCAGCGCGAGGAUCACUAAUACAUAA
This is a messenger RNA of Fraxinus pennsylvanica, 549 nucleotides long. Lineage: Eukaryota; Viridiplantae; Streptophyta; Magnoliopsida; Lamiales; Oleaceae. The record is from the annotation of a GenBank genome assembly.